Molecule: messenger RNA, 375 nt
Organism: Meloidogyne enterolobii
Lineage: Eukaryota; Metazoa; Nematoda; Chromadorea; Rhabditida; Meloidogynidae
Source: the annotation of a GenBank genome assembly
AUGACUUGCUAUCUAUAUUUUAUUUUCUCAUUAUUAACCCGUCGUUUUUGGAUUAAUUUUUUACGAAAUUUUAUUUUCCGAAAGCUUUUUCAAUUUAUAUUUUGCCUUAUUUCAAGUUUAUUUAUUUUUAUUACAAUACUUUUAUUCCUUUAUUUUUUACAAAUCCACCCCUAUUUUUAUACAAAAAAUGACUUUAAAAAUGAAAAUUUGUUUGUUUUACAAAGAACGGUUGUAUUUCCUCGAGGAGGGGAUAACUUGGAAUUUGAUCAGCCUUGGGACUUGUCUGAAACUAAAAUUUAUGAGAAUAUAGAUGAAGUGAUUAGGAAUAAUAAUCGUAUUGCUAAAUAUAUUACUGGAGAUUUUACUUACAGGUAA